GCUACUUUUUAGUGUUGUUUACUUCCGAGGUGUCGGUUUGUCGCGGUGGUGGUCAUGUUUCUAGACUUGUGAUAUAUUUUCAAGUGCGACCAAGUUUUAAUCGCUGUAGUUUCUUCAUCUGCGGUGUUACAUCAGUAUAUUUAUCACCACAAUGACGGAGCAGGAUGUGCAGAAACACUCAGUCCACACGCUGGUCUUCAGGUCUCUGAAAAGGACUCAUGAUAUGUUUGUGUCCGACCAUGCGAAAUCUGUCCCACUGGAUGAGCAAAGUCACAAUGUGAAGAUGACUGUGAAACUGAAAACGGAGUAUGGUGCGGUGUUACACAUGCCCGUCUUGAAAGAAGGGAAAGAUCGAGUCUCAGUGCUUCCUGGCAGCAUGCAAGGCCACCAGAGCUACACACAACCAGGAGAUGACCCAGAUUACCUGAUCACCGGGACACAUGCUUACCCCUCUGGACCUGGAGUCGCUUUGACUGCUGACACGAAGGUGCACAGGAAUCCCAGUGAGGGAGGAAUCCACUCCAUGGCGCUGGCUUUGCCACCCUCACAAGCCAGGCAGGACAUCAGCCGCACUGCAGCCAGUGUCGGUGACAUCCAUCGACAUGCAGGCGGAGCAGAAAGAUCUCAACCUCCAUCGAGUGCUUUGUCGCUGAUGGAAGGAGGCGGCACCAGAAAUUCUGCCCUCAUGAGGAAAGCACCAACGAUGCCCAAACCUCAGUGGCAUCCACCGUGGAAACUGUUUCGGGUCAUCAGUGGUCAUCUUGGCUGGGUGAGGUCCAUCGCUGUGGAGCCUGGGAAUCAGUGGUUUGUCACAGGAUCAGCUGAUAGAACCAUAAAGAUCUGGGAUCUGGCCAGUGGGAAGCUGAAACUUUCUCUUACUGGACACAUCAGUACAGUUCGUGGUGUGGCGGUCAGCAGUCGCAGCCCCUACCUCUUCUCCUGUGGAGAAGACAAGCAAGUCAAGUGUUGGGAUCUGGAGUACAACAAGGUCAUCAGACACUACCACGGACACCUGAGUGCUGUGUAUGAUUUGGAUCUACAUCCAACCAUUGAUGUGCUGGUGACGUGCAGCAGAGACGCCACAGCAAGGGUUUGGGACAUCAGGACAAAAGCCAACGUGCACACACUAACCGGCCACACCAACACCGUGGCUACAGUCAGAUGCCAGGCUGCAGAGCCACAAAUCAUCACCGGCAGCCACGAUUCAACCAUCAGACUGUGGGAUUUGAUUGCCGGGAAAACCAGAGCAACACUGACCAACCACAAGAAAUCAGUCCGAACCAUAGUGCUGCAUCCCAGACAAUACACCUUUGCCUCUGGUUCUGCUGAUAACAUCAAACAGUGGAUGUUCCCAGAUGGCAAAUUCAUCCAGAACCUGUCCGGCCACAACGCCAUCAUCAACACUCUGGCUGUUAACUCUGACGGCGUGUUGGUGUCUGGAGCCGACAACGGGACCAUCCACAUGUGGGAUUGGAGGACAGGCUACAACUUCCAGCGGAUCCACGCAGCUGUGCAGCCUGGAUCUCUGGACAGCGAGUCGGGCAUCUUUUCUUGCGUGUUCGACCACUCAGAAAGCAGACUGAUCACCGCCGAGGCCGACAAGACCAUUAAAGUGUACAAAGAGGACGACACCGCUACGGAAGAAAGCCAUCCGAUCAACUGGAAACCAGAAAUCCUCAAGAGAAAAAGAUUCUAAUGUUUUGUUUUGUUUUUUUAUUUGAUCUCGCCACUGUAACCAUCUUGAAAUGUAUUACUACCAGACUUCCUGUUGUAGGUACACCCUUCAGUUUAGCUUGUUUGUGCUUUUUCAUCAGGCAAACUUUUUCAUAAACCAGAGCGACCAAAUACGAUUGUGUCCUGCAUCAUUCUAAAAACCAUUUGCAGUCCUCGUUGUAUGAUGUUAGUCCAGUAAAGCGUCCAUUUUGGACUGCCAGGAACCUCCCGGAGUGUUUGUUCUUGAUGAUGAUAGCUCUCUGAUGGCUCUGGUCUGUCUGGUCCACCAACAGCAGCCACUCUUCAGACACAGAAGGACUGGCCUCAGAGUGGACCUCGUCCCUGCUGGGGUCAAACCCUGUAGAGGGAAAGACGGUGUGUCCAUCGUUUGAAAAAGAUAAUUUUGUAUUGACUCAACAGAAUUGCCGGUUGUACAGACGUGGAAACAAACAGUUCCCUUUUUCUAGCCUGCAUUACGAUGUUUAUUUUGCUCCAUUAAUAAUAAAAAACACAUUUUUCACAGA
Thunnus maccoyii (southern bluefin tuna) is the source of this 2237-nucleotide messenger RNA. RefSeq names its product pleiotropic regulator 1 (gene plrg1). The transcript has 15 exons. NCBI's taxonomy places the organism in Eukaryota, Metazoa, Chordata, Actinopteri, Scombriformes, Scombridae. Gene Ontology annotation, biological process: mRNA splicing, via spliceosome. Gene Ontology annotation, cellular component: catalytic step 2 spliceosome; precatalytic spliceosome; Prp19 complex. Gene Ontology annotation, molecular function: protein binding. Bases 152 to 1696 code for a protein of 514 amino acids. The record is from RefSeq and is a predicted model, not a curated record.